This is a messenger RNA of Andrographis paniculata, 3195 nucleotides long. RefSeq names its product peroxisome biogenesis protein 6. Bases 61 to 2874 code for a protein of 937 amino acids. The record is from RefSeq and is a predicted model, not a curated record. NCBI's taxonomy places the organism in Eukaryota, Viridiplantae, Streptophyta, Magnoliopsida, Lamiales, Acanthaceae. Gene Ontology annotation, molecular function: ATP binding; ATP hydrolysis activity. The transcript is spliced from 17 exons. Gene Ontology annotation, biological process: protein import into peroxisome matrix. Gene Ontology annotation, cellular component: peroxisomal membrane; cytosol.
AGAGUGUUUGAUUUGACUGCUGAUAGACGGUUCUUGAGCAAGCUUUGUUGUGUUUCGAUAAUGGUGGAGAGGGGGAGGAGGAGGAGGAAGCCGCUGGUUCUUUCUUCAACUAAAGCACUCGUUGAUUCACUGCUUCAUUCUGACAAAGCUCCUAAUGACAGCGAUGGAGUUCUCGGGAUUGCCCCAGCCACCUCCUCCUCCGCUCCGACUCUGCAGUUAGCGGCCGGAAUUCUCAGAUGUUCGGAGGAGGACAAGCCUUUCGAUUCGGUUGAUGAUUUCGUUUUGGUUGGAUUGUCUACUUCUGCGCUUAAAAGAUUAUCGAUUACUUCUGGUUCUCUGAUACUCGUCCAGAAUAUAGAUGCCAGUGUAAGUAGAAUUGGGCAAGCAGUGGUCUUGGACCCUCCCAAUUCAGAUGGCAACGUCUUGCAAUGCAGAUCAGUUUCCUCGGCUUCUCCUAAAACAAUGUUGGUCUUCCCAUCUUACACGUAUUCGAAAAGUCAGUCUACGGCUUUGGAUCAUCAAGUAGCUUAUUUAUCUCCAAUUCUCAUGUUUAACCUGAGCUUGCAUACAUCAUGCUUGAAGUCUAUCGUGCAACAAGGGAAAGACACACUCUCAUCUUUAUUUGGUGUGCAAGAAAAUGGUAAAACAAAUGGGGAAGAAAAUGAGCUAUCUUCAGUUACUAUAAGUCUUCAGCCUUGGGCAGGGAUUCCUGUGUAUGCAUCACACCUGAGGGCCUCUUUUGUGAAGAUACCAGAGUGUGGCACCCUUGGACGGCUGAAAACCCGUUCAUUCGAAGAGGCACAAGAUCGCCAAGACUUGAUAGAUUUGGCAUUGAAUGACUAUUUUUCUGUUGACAGAUUUCUUUCCAGAGGUGACCUUUUCAGUGUACGCAUAAAUUGGAACUGCAAAUCAGAGUUGUGCAUCCCUUGCAACCAAAAGAUGCAAAAUGGUGGAGACAACACGAUAUACUUUAAGGUAGUAGCUAUGGAACCAUCUGAAGAACCUGUCCUCAGAAUUAACCGCAGUCAAACUGCUCUUGUUCUUGGAGGGGGUGUUCCAUCUUCAGUACCCCCAAAACCUUUAAUUCCAGAACCAAAAAGUCCCUUCCCAUUACAAGUGGAUGCAGUGCUUUCUCUAGCUUCCAUACUUGCACCGACUUUGUGCCCAUCAGCUUUGUCAUCCAGAUUCAGGGUUGCUGUCCUUUUACAUGGUGUUCCUGGCUGUGGGAAGAGGACUGUGAUGCGAUAUGUGGCUCGUCAUUUGGGCUUGCAUGUUGUGGAAUAUAGUUGUCAAAAUUUCUUGACAUCUUCUGAAAAGAAAAUUUCUGUUGCUCUAACAGAAGCCUUCAGUCUGGCCCGGAGAUAUUGUCCAACAAUUUUGCUGCUUCGUCACUUUGAGGUUUUCCGUAAUAUAGCUGCUCAAGAGGGAUCAUCAAAUGAGCAAUUUGGAAUUAACUCAGAAGUUGCACAUGUUAUUAGGCAGUGCACGGAGCCCGUUACUGAAGAUGCUGAUGACUAUGAUGAUGCAAACUCAAUUGGUGAUUAUUUAAACAUUAGUAAAGUGAAGAAUUCGCACCCGGUGCUGUUGGUUGCAGCUGCAGACAGUUCUGAAGGCCUUCCUCCAACUAUUCGACGCUGUUUUAGUCAUGAAAUCAAGAUAGGACCUUUGAGUGAAGAGCAAAGGUUUCAAUUGCUGUCCCAGUCUUUUCAGCACGUCUCUGACCUUAUCCCAAAUAAUUCCGUGGAGGAUCUUGUAAAGGAUAUGGUUGGGCAGACUUCAGGCUUUAUGCCCAGGGAUCUGCAUGCACUGGUUGCUGAUGCUGGUGCCAAUUUGAUAUCCGAGAGACAGGGGCUAGAAGCUGGAAACAUGAAUCAUGGUCAAUCUGAGUCCGACUCAACUAAAGAUAAUAGUAAAGUGAUUGAGUCUCUCGGGUUUGGUAAAGAUAACCUAAGCAAAGCAUUGGAGCGAUCCAAGAAAAGAAAUGCAUCAGCUCUUGGCACUCCAAAGGUACCUAAUGUCAAAUGGGAAGAUGUUGGUGGGCUUGAGGAUGUGAAAAAAUCUAUCCUUGAUACCGUUCAGCUCCCUCUCUUGCAUAAGGAUUUAUUUUCAUCUGGGCUGCGCAAAAGGUCAGGUGUUCUUCUUUAUGGUCCUCCGGGGACUGGAAAAACGUUACUGGCUAAAGCUGUUGCUACAGAAUGCUCGUUGAAUUUUCUGAGCGUAAAAGGACCCGAACUGAUCAACAUGUACAUAGGAGAGUCAGAGAAGAAUGUUAGAGACAUUUUUCAGAAGGCGAGAGCUGCUCGCCCGUGCGUUAUAUUUUUUGACGAACUCGAUUCACUCGCCCCAGCCCGAGGCGCCUCUGGCGAUUCUGGUGGUGUUAUGGACAGAGUUGUUUCUCAAAUGCUUGCCGAAAUCGAUGGCCUAAAUGAUUCUAGUCAGGACUUGUUCAUAAUUGGCGCUAGCAACCGACCGGAUCUCAUCGACCCGGCCCUUCUGAGGCCCGGACGAUUCGACAAGCUCCUCUAUGUUGGUGUAAAUUCUGAGGCAUCAUAUCGGGAGAGGGUACUUAAAGCACUUACUCGGAAGUUUAAACUGCACGGCGAUGUGUCACUAUACGACAUAGCACUAAAAUGCCCGCCAAAUUUCACCGGCGCUGACAUGUACGCCCUCUGCGCCGACGCCUGGUUUCAUGCUGCGAAACGCAAGGUGUUGCUCGCUGACUCCGGUUCCGGCGUGGAAGACCAUCCCGACUCCAUUGUAGUCGAAUACGAGGAUUUUGUCGAGGUUUUGAGGGAGCUCUCUCCCUCACUAUCAAUGGCGGAAUUGAAGAAAUAUGAGAUGCUGAGGGAUCAAUUCCAAGGCUCCACAAAAUGAACACUACCAUCGGAUCAGAAUUGAUGAUGCAGGAAAGGCUAUUUAUUUUUAGAUGCCUUCCGGACCUCAAUUCUUUUGAAGACUCCGGGGAUCUGAACUCCCGGACGUCGGUCGGUAAUCCCUUACCUUGCCUCCUUUACGCGUGUUGUUUAAUAAUUGUUGACUGAGUCAACAUUUAUGGUCGUGGUGAUGGAAAAAGGAGUAAUUGUGUGUAUUAUUUUGACUAGAAAAAAAUAAGUCAACUUGUGUUAUGGGUAGGAACAGGUGCAUUGUAGUAUACACUUUACACCCACUAAAUGUGUAUAUAUAUAUAUAUAUAUA